CGUGUUAGGUGACUGAUGAGGAUACCCGCAUUCCUCCAUUUCACCAUAUGGACAUUUUCAUCUAAAGGUUAUUUGUCCCGUUUAAUUCGAACGGUUGCUGAAACCUCAUAGAGAGAGAAGGUGCCAUUGCCUGUUCGGACAGUCCUGUUGAGAGAGAGAGAGAGAUGGCAGAGGAAGGAGUUGUGAUCAGCUGCCACAGCGUCGACGCGUGGACGGCACAUCUACAGAGGGGAAUCGAUAACAAAAAACUGAUUGUAGUUGAUUUUACUGCGUCGUGGUGUGGACCCUGCCGCAUGAUUUCUCCUAUGCUGACUGAAUGGGCGAGAAGAUUUCCUCAAGUCACCUUUCUUAAAGUCGACGUUGAUGAGUUGGCAUCUGUAGCAUCUGACUGGGCUAUAGAAGCAAUGCCAACUUUCAUGUUCUUGAAAGAAGGGAAUAUAGUAGACAAGGUAGUUGGUGCAAGGAAAGAGGAGCUGCUGCAGAAGAUCAUGAUGCACGUGGCAAAGAUUUCAGCUCAGUAGUUCCUUUGUGUCUCUGCUUUGGUCUGUCGGAUUGCUUGAAAUAAAGAGUAGCAUCUGCAAUGUAUCACGUAUUUACACUGGCCGAUUGACAACUGAGUGCCUACUUUGCAACUGAAAAUGAAAAUCUUGUUUAGUGAAUAAAAUAAUAGUAUUUGCUGAUUUA
Messenger RNA from Nymphaea colorata (pocket water lily), 684 nucleotides. Its product is annotated as thioredoxin H-type 2-like. The coding region runs from base 165 to 521 and encodes 118 amino acids. The transcript has 3 exons. Lineage: Eukaryota; Viridiplantae; Streptophyta; Magnoliopsida; Nymphaeales; Nymphaeaceae. The record is from RefSeq and is a predicted model, not a curated record.